This is a messenger RNA of Heteronotia binoei (common prickly gecko), 1950 nucleotides long. Its product is annotated as gastrula zinc finger protein XlCGF57.1-like. The record is from RefSeq and is a predicted model, not a curated record. The annotation marks the transcript as partial. Gene Ontology annotation, biological process: regulation of DNA-templated transcription. The transcript has 3 exons. NCBI's taxonomy places the organism in Eukaryota, Metazoa, Chordata, Lepidosauria, Squamata, Gekkonidae.
AUGGCGGAGUGGGCUCUGCUGGAUCCAGGCCAAAAAGCUCUUUACAAAGAAGUCAUGCUGGAGAGCUAUGAGAGCUUGGCUUUUCUGGCAGCAGAUAUAGAAGAGACAACUGUGGAAUUCCAGGGGUUCUCUUUGGAAAAAGUCAAGACUCAAAAUGCUGAAGAAAACUAUGGAGAUGGACCACAGAGGCAAGAGGAAAACCCCACAGGAGAUAAUCAGAGUAAUGAGGAGGAUGAGGAACCGCAUCAGGUAUUGCCUGAUGAAGUCAAGAAGGAAGUUGUGAGAAGAAAUGUCAGGAUUCAAGGCAGACUGAGGAAGAAGAAAAUCAGUCACAGGGUGAAGAAGAGGGAUAAAUCCAUUCCUUGCCAAAGUGGGGAUUUCCAAGAAGUUAUUCACCUGUUGGAGGAAUCAUACAAGUGCUUGGAGUGUGGAAUGAACUUCUCAGAUCAAACCCAAUAUAUUGUCCAUUUGGGAAUGCACGGUGGAAAGAAGACCCAUCAGUGUCUGGACUGUGGAAAGGCCAUGAUUACCAGAGCAGAGUUCCUUAGACAUCUAAGAACACAUACAGGAGAGGAACCUUCUAUCUGCUCAGACUGUUCUAAAAGCUUCUCAGAGAAACCAGACCUUGCUCAACGUCAAAGAAUUCCUACAAGAGAGAAGCCUUUAAUCUAUUCCAAGAGUGGAGUGCUGUUCUUGAAUGGAAAAGAGAGUAAUAUGCAUGUUUCAAAGCACAGUAUAAUGAACACACGCCAAUGCUUUCAGUGCGGAAAGUACUUCAGAUACAAAUCACAGUUCCUUGUACACCAAAGGACCCACAGAGUUGGGAAACCUUUUGAAUGCUCACAGUGUGGAAAGACAUUUAAUGAGAAUUUCCUUCUUACACAACAUCAAAAAGCCCACAGAGGGGAAAUGUUUUUAGAGUGCUCAGAGUUUGGGAGGAGAUUCAGUAGGUGUGGCACUUUUAAACAACAUCAAAGAAUCCAUAAAGGGGAGAAGACUUUUGAAUGCUCACAGUGUGGGAAGAGCUUCAGUCGGAGUGACCAUCUUCAGCUACAUCUAAGAACGCACACAGGGGAGAAGCCUUUUGAAUGCUCAGAGUGCGGAAAGAGAUUCAGUCGGAGUGGCCAUCUUCAACAGCAUCAAAGAACCCACACAGGGGAGAAGCCUUUUGAAUGCUCAGGGUGUGGGAAGAGAUUCAGUCGGAGUGGCAGUCUUCAACAGCAUCAAAUAACGCACACAGGGGAGAAGCCUUUUGAAUGCUUAGAGUGUGGGAAGAGUUUCAGUCGGAGUGGGACUCUUCAAAGUCAUCUCAGAACCCACACAGGGGAUAAGCCUUUUGAAUGCUCAGAGUGUGGGAAGAGAUUCAAUCACAGUAUAACUCUUCAACAGCAUCAAAGAACCCAUAUGGGGGAAAAGCCUUUUGAAUGCUCAGGGUGUGGGAAGCGAUUCAGUCAGAGUGGCCAUCUUCAAAGUCAUCUCAGAACGCACACAGGGGAGAAGCCUUUUGAAUGCUCAGAGUGUGGGAAGAGAUUCAGUCAGAGUGGCCAUCUUCAAAGUCAUCUCAGAACGCACACAGGGGAGAAGCCUUUUGAAUGCUCAAAGUGUGGGAAGAGAUUCAAAUACAGUGGCAGUCUUCAACAGCAUCAAAGAACCCACACAGGGGAGAAGGCUUUUCAGUGCUCAGAGUGUGGGAAGAGAUUCAGUCAGAGUGGGACUCUUCAAAGUCAUCUCAGAAUCCACACAGAGAAGCCCUUUGAAUGCACAGAGUGUGGAAAUAAAUUCAGGCAGAGUGGAGAACUUCAACACCAUCAAAGAACACACAUAGGGGAGAAGGCUUUUGAAUGCUCAGAGUGUGGAAAGAGUUUCAGUCACAGUAGCCAUCUUCAACGUCAUAUCAUAACCCACACAGGGGUGAAGCCUUUUGAAUGCUUAGAGUGUGGGAAGAGAUUC